AUGGCGGCGCUAAUUCGUAAGCAGCCUCGAGCUGCUGUGUAUGUAGCGGCUACACGGCAGCACGUGGGAAAGACAAGCACGUGUUUAGGACUUCUACAAGGACUGUCAUCCCGAAUGGAACGCAUUGGCUUCUUUAAACCCGUGGGUCAAGAGAGCGUGGUGGUCGAGGGCGGCUCAAGGCGCGUGGAUAAAGACGUGGCUGUGGCAAAAGAGGUGUUUAAGCUCAAGACUUGCAAUUACCGCGACAUGUCCCCCGUGGUGAUCAUGCCUGGCUACACGAAGCGCUUUUUGGAUGGCGAGAUCACGGUCGAGAGCCAAUUGGACAAAAUUCGAGCGAGUUUUAAGCGCAUUACGGAAGCAAAUGAGUUUACUGUUGUUGAAGGCACUGGUCAUACUGGCGUAGGCUCCAUUGUUGACUGCAACAAUGCUCGGAUAGCUGCUGAACUGGGAGUCGAUAUGGUGUUAGUGGCCAAUGGCGGUCUCGGCUCGGCAUUUGACGACCUUGCGCUUAAUUAUACAAUGUGCAAGGCACAUGGUGUGAAGAUCCGGGGCGUCAUUUUGAAUCGAGUGCUGGAUGAUCGCGUGGAAAUGCUGCAAGAGUACUUUCCGAAGGCCAUGAAGCACUGGGGAGGCAACGUGCCUCUGAUUGGCAUUGUCCCGAAUUCACCGGUUCUUUCGAAUCCGAGCAUGCUGGACUUUGAAGGGCUGUUUGCGACCGAGAUGCUGACUUCGCGCGUGCGACGCUUUCAGCAGUACGAUCGAACUGCGCUUGUGACAGCUGGGCUGCGGCGAUUCUUAGAGCAAGUAGCGUCGCCGGAGUUUGAGCGCGCGCUGUUUGUCACGCACGUAUCUCGGAACGACAUCAUCAUGGGUUUCUUGUCCCACGCACAGAAUUUUGAGCUCAUGGCGAAGCGACCGUACGGCGGUGGACUUAUUCUUACAGGCUCAUUGUCAGCAGACAGCCACCAAGACUACAUCAUGAAUAUCAUCAAGCACGCCCAGGCACCUGUGCUUCACGUACCUACGACAACUUUUGCAGCGAUGGAGAAGAUCACGCAUUUCACAGCAAAAUUCAAUCCGAUGGACGAACAAAAGGUGCGUUCUUGUGGCAAACACUAUGCUCGCCACAUCGACUUUGACGCGAUUCUCGAAAGGUAG
This is a messenger RNA of Peronospora matthiolae, 1158 nucleotides long. NCBI's taxonomy places the organism in Eukaryota, Oomycota, Peronosporomycetes, Peronosporales, Peronosporaceae. The record is from the annotation of a GenBank genome assembly.